Molecule: messenger RNA, 675 nt
Organism: Nomia melanderi (Alkali bee)
Lineage: Eukaryota; Metazoa; Arthropoda; Insecta; Hymenoptera; Halictidae
Product: thioredoxin-T
Molecular function (GO): protein-disulfide reductase activity
Source: RefSeq, a predicted model, not a curated record
AAUAGUCGGAAGAGGGAGAGACGGAACUACUGUGAGAUUCAUAGUGACCACAGCGCGCAGUCGUUAGGCAGGCAUCCGAACGGUCGAGUCAACGCUACGUGUGCUUAUUCAGAAACGAACCAAUUUCCUAGGAGGUUGUAAAAAUGGUCGUCCAGAUCAAGAGUUCCGACGAGUUGGACAAGACCCUCGAGGGUGCCGGUGACAAAUUAGUUGUUAUUGACUUUUUUGCAGUAUGGUGUUUUCCUUGCAAAAUGAUUGCGCCCAGAGUUGAAGAGUUGGCAAAUGAAAUGCCCGAUGUUAUAUUUUUAAAAGUAGAUAUAGAAGAAUGUGAAGAUAUUACUGAGAAAUAUAAUAUCACCAGUAUGCCUACCUUUGUGUUUAUCAAAGGUGGUAAAGUGGUGGAAACCUUCUCUGGUGCAAACUUUGACAAACUUAAAAGCACAGUUCAAAAGCACAAGUGAAUAAUUAAUUCGAUUGAUGAAAAUAUGUUUAAGCAAAAUUGUUUAAUAAUUGGCACUAUUUAUCAGAGGUAGCAGCAAAUGCCUCUUGAUCGCUGCAAGCAGUGUUGUGUUUUACUAGUAAGAGAAUUGUCAAUUUUAUUAUAUAUAUUUAGUUAGAAAAUAAAAUAUGUAACCGGUUUCUACAAAUUUAUGUACAAUAAAAUUAUUCCAUUUU